ACCACCCCUCUUAUCUCUCUCAUCGUCAUCGUCAUCUCUCUCUCUCUGGCACACAAACAGAGAGAAGCGACUAACCUGUUGUGGCACUGACUGAAUUUGAGCUCCCUUGACCACAGAAUCCCAUGUAUAGUGCACAUGCUGUCUUUCGUCAGCUUCCUUCGCUCUGUAUCUUCAACAUAGCCGAAACAGCAAGCUCCAUCACCAGUUCUUCCAAGUCCUCUAGCUACUCCUGAAGCUGAAGAAGUCGUGAGGGUAGCAGCCAUGGUGGACGACUCUACUGUGGAGGGUCGAGGCUCCAAAUGCUGAAACCAACAGGUGAUAGGGACCUCGGAACCCCAAGCAAGCUGAUCUUAAGCAAUGUAUUGGGCUACGAGCUCUCCAGAGGCAACUCCCACAUCCCACACUUCUCUUCAUCUUGUGCUCUGCAGACAUUUGACGGAGCAUGGAGGUGCAGGCGGAAUCACCAGCAAAUAAGGAGAUAGGACCAGAAGGAUAGAGGGAAAAUACUGGUUCAUGGCGCCGGCUUGCAUAAUACCAAACAUGGAUGGGCAAUCAGGGAAAACGAUGCAGAGUCUGCCUGAUACACUGUCAUCCCUCAUGGGGUUCAACAAGUACCUCACACCCAGUUGGAUUGAAUCGGUGUCUCACAUCAUCAAGGAGUUGUCACCGACCGAUGCAAAGGCGAAAGUAAUGGUUCAGAUGACUCAAAAUAUUGGUCCUGAUGAUGCAGAAUCAGACACUAAAGUUGUAAAGGUUCAAGAUGAACUGGUUUCACUGAAUGCUCAACUAAAGCAGAUAACAGUGCAGAGGAGACAGUCACUAAAUAACUAUUUGGAUCUGAAAGGAAAUAUAAGGGUGUUCUGUCGUGUAAGACCUUUUCACCAUGAAGAGAGUUACCAAUCCAAAACUCUAUUCACCCUGGAUGAGAGUAAUGUAUUCCUAAAAGUUGCUGAAACCAAGAUAAAGCAAUACAAGUUUGACAAGGUUUUCAACCAAUGCUCAACACAAGGUGAUGUAUUUGCUGAAAUUGAACCAGUGAUAAAAUCUGCUUUAGAUGGCUAUAAUGUUUGUAUAUUCGCCUAUGGUCAGACAGGCAGUGGAAAAACUUAUACCAUGGAAGGCAAGCCUACAGCUACAGAUCUAGGUGUAAUACCACGUGGGAUUCAAGCACUAUUUGAUCGAGCUUCAGAAAGCCACAGAAGGUUUCUGUUCACUUUCAGUAUGCUCGAGAUUUACAUGGGAAACCUACGAGACCUGCUAGUUCCUGGAAGCAAGACACAUGGUUUUAAGAAAGUGCCGAGCCUUUCCAUCAAAACAGAUCCUGACGGCGGCAUUGAGAUUGAAAACCUGGUGGCAGUUACUGUGAAUAGUUUCCAAGAAGUAAAAAGACUAUAUGAAGUGGGGACCCGCCUUAGAUCAACAGCAUACACUAUGGCUAAUUCUACAUCAAGCAGAUCUCACUGUUUGAUUCGUCUUUCAUUGACCUCCUUCGACGCGCCGGAGAGAAAAAAAGCAAGAAACAAAUUGUGGAUGAUUGAUCUUGGUGGAAGUGAAAGACUUGUAAAGACAAAAGCAACUGGGAAACGGCUCAAGGAAGGCAAAGCCAUAAAUUUGUCACUGUCAGCCCUAGGGGAUGUGAUUGAUGCACUUCAAACCAAAAAAGCUCAUGUCCCUUAUAGGAAUAGCAAGCUUACACAAGUUCUUAGAGAUUCUCUAGGAUGUGAUUCCAAAAUGUUGAUGCUUGUCCAUAUCCGCCCAAAUGAGAAUGACUUGUGUGAAACAAUUUGUACCUUGGGUUUCGCAACAAGAGUUAGAAGCAUUCGCUUGGAAAAUGAAGAGCCACCGGAUGAAAAAGCAAGAAAGGAACAUUUAUUAACAGAGUUAGAACGGGAGAUCAGUGAUUUAGAGCAAGAAUGUGAAGAUAUUACUAGAAAGAUUAAGAAGCUCGAGGAGACGAUGGAGCAUUUGAAAGGACCCCAGACAUCUGUUAGCACAAUUUUUGUCAUUUCACAACCAUUGAGUGAAGAUCUGAAAACUGACAUGUCAAAGAAUACAAAGAAUUCAAAGAAUCGAAGAGAAGUUUCUUCUAGGUUACCUAGUUUUAUGAAGCCAACAGCUUCUAGCCAGCAGAGGAUAGGCUUGACUAAACACAUUCCUGUCAGUAACAGGACAAAACCACCAAUUCCACCAAAGAGAAGGCCUUCCUCAGUUUAUGCUGAGUCUGUAAGGCUGCCAGUAAAUCGUACCACUUGGCAGUCAGAAUGCAGCUCUGAAUGCAGUAUCUCCAUGACAAGUGACAUGAAUUGGAUGCCAAGCGUACAAGAUGGGACAGAAUGCAGCCAGCAGGAUACAUCAGAGUAUGAGACCAAACAGGUGAUUUUCUCAGAAGAUGAGGAAUUGUUGCAGGGUCAACUGAUUUUGCUUGCAGAAUCAGGGAAAAUGCAGAAUAAAACUGAGGAAAUGGGCAUUAUAGACAUUGACAGUUGGAUUCAUCAACAAAUCAUCGAAAACACCAGCAUAUGUCAAAGUGAAAACGUUCUAGAUAUUCCUGAAAUAACUGAAUAUGGAACUUACAAUUCUAGUACUGCAUCGCCAAUUCAGGAAUGUAUUAAAGGUGGUAAGCAGGCACAAGAUGAAGACAGUAACCUGAAACUGCAAUCCUCUAUGCAAAAUGUAGAAGGUAUCAAGCAAGCAAAGGCUAUUAAUCAAUUCCCAUCAGCGGAAUUAUGCACUCCUCCCUCAAAAGAACUUUGCAACAAUGAAAAAAUGAAGGAACAUAAAAGUGAAAGGCUUGCAUAUAAUGGGAAUUCCAGAAGAACGCUACAGGAAAAGUUGGACAAGUGCAUGCCAGAGCAGCCAGACAAGGAAUCACUCGAGAAAAAGCCAGAGAAGGAAUCGAAAACCGAUGCAAUCAUACAACCUGAAAUCAGGCUCCAGGAUGAAGAACACUAUAUAGGGGAAAGUAUUUGCAAGGAAGCUGUUAUGGUAAGGGAUGCUUGUCCCUAACCAAAGGGAAACAUUGUAAAAUACGGACAUAUUGAAGCAAAUAAAAUUUGCAGAAAAGGUGAAAAAACCAAAAUAUCAAUCAAGCAAUGCUUCAUUUCAUAUCUGAAAGCUAUCUCAGCAUAUUCACUUCUUGGUCAAGUAACUUGCCGAAAUCUGAAAAUUGAACCGAAUCAUGUGUGUAAUCUAGAGCUUCUGUCCCUAUGUUACUCGGCAUCAUUCAUUUCAUAUCUGAAGGCAUAUCAACACACAGAAAAGACGUAUAUUUGUGUUUUUAGUUUUUUCUUUUUCCAUUUAGAAGUGCUCCUAAUUAUAUCUGAGAGAUUAUUAGUUAUUAUACUUCAUCUUUUAUUGUUCCAGCAAACACUGAAGAAGCUAGGGUAUAGAGUCUCUACUUUCUAGAGUGAAAAGGGAAUAAGCAGUGAAUGUAAACUUCAUUACACCCAAACUGAAGCAUCAAAGAUAUGUUUGAUAAUCAAGAGACUCUCACACAAACAGAAGUGCCUGAUUGUUAGAUAAGAGCAUUGCUUAAAGCUGUGUCUAUGAUCCUCAUCCCACUACGCGUGUGGGCGCGCGCACUUAGGUCAAAUAUGUAAACCUCUGCUCUCUAAUGAUAUUGUCAUAUAACUCUAACUACAUAAACCCCAAUGUCUAGAAUUAAAUACCACGAUAUGCUCAUUUUGUGUCCACUCUUGCACACUUACACUUAUACCAAUGGGCAUAUUGCGUUACACCUGAUCUAGAAGCUCUAUAUCUACUGAUUGAGUUCAUCAUAAAA
This is a messenger RNA of Setaria italica (foxtail millet), 3781 nucleotides long. RefSeq names its product kinesin-like protein KIN-14B. Bases 514 to 3006 code for a protein of 830 amino acids. Lineage: Eukaryota; Viridiplantae; Streptophyta; Magnoliopsida; Poales; Poaceae. Gene Ontology annotation, biological process: microtubule-based movement. The transcript has 13 exons. The record is from RefSeq and is a predicted model, not a curated record. Gene Ontology annotation, molecular function: microtubule motor activity; ATP binding; microtubule binding.